This is a messenger RNA of Folsomia candida, 2046 nucleotides long. RefSeq names its product lipase. The coding region runs from base 905 to 1537 and encodes 210 amino acids. Lineage: Eukaryota; Metazoa; Arthropoda; Collembola; Entomobryomorpha; Isotomidae. The transcript has 2 exons. The record is from RefSeq and is a predicted model, not a curated record. Gene Ontology annotation, biological process: lipid metabolic process.
GAACUUUAAGUUUAACAGAAAAUGGAAAUAGAAAAUUGAAAUAGAAAUUAAAAUGAAUUUUUUUAGUUGAACGAAUCGAAGUAAAAAUCUUCCAUCGUGUUUAUGUAGAUAAACAAGUGUACAUUCAAGCAAUUCAGUAUUUAGUAAAUAUUACUGGUUUGUCAUAUUUUGAUAGCCAUAAUUUAAUUAAGCAUUUAAACGCAUGAACUUUAAAUCUGAUUCUUCAAUGCCGAACUUAUUUAAUUAUCCAUUCACCAGUUUUAACUUAAGUAAUAUUUGUUUAGUACAAUAGAUUGUCUUGACCUUACCAGUUUUUUCAAAACAUCUGACCCAGGAUGCAGGAUGUGUCAUUGUUUAGAUUUUUUUUACGAUUAAAAAUUAGCUGUGAAUAUGUUCCGAAAACCAUUACCUACACAAGUAUUUAUAAUUAUGGCAAUCUUACCAAAAUCGUAUCAGUACGAUUGUCUCAAUCUUACCAAAAAUUUAAUCCGUAAAAUUUCAGUCCGUUUUUAAAAAUGCAUAACAAAUUAAUUACCAUAUUAAUUAAUUUAAUCGUAAUGCCCACCUUGUCCCGGGCGGAAAUUGGACAGUUAAAAUUGUCCGAUUUAACGGGCGAUCCCACCACCGUGCAUUCCUUAGGACCGGACGUCGACAGGGCGAAGAAAUAAUAUAUUUGUCCGGGGCCGCCUACUGUUUCAACCUUCCCGCCUGGUCGUGUCGCUAUUGCGAAAAGGCGCGCCGUUUAGGCUACCAGUUUCACAGCGUGGUUUCUAACGAGGAUCAAAACACGUUGUGCUUCAUCUCGGUGAAUGAUAAACUUAAAGAAAUCGUGCUCACAUUUCGAGGAACGUUGAAUUUGGGGAACGUUUUGGCCGACUUGCACGUUUCGAUUUGGAACAUCGGCAUGGGGUCGACCGUGAUGAAGAGGAAUAAGACAAAAGGGGAGGCACCCGUGGGGGAAGAGAUGCGGAUUCAUACGGGUUUUAUUAUAGCGACGAACUCACUUUAUUCAGAAGUUGUGGAAAAACUGGGAAGCUUGUUGAAGGAAAAGAGGGAUCAUGAGGUGGUGGCUAUCGGUCACAGUCUCGGCGCUGCGAUCGCAUCGGUGACCUUAUUCAUGAUAAAAGAAGAGAUCAACCUUCCUCCCAAUUUCCCCACCCCGAAAUCUUACGCCUACUUCGGUUAUGGGACACCCCGCGUGGGCAAUAAGGCCUACGCAGACUACUGGAACGGUCAGAAAGACAUGCACAUCACCCGGGUAGUUAAUCAAGCCGAUUUUGCGGCCCAUGCACCGCCCGCCAUUGCUGGCUACGUCCACUACGGGACCGAGUUAUGGAUCACCGAAACGGGAAUCAAAAAAUGCUCCAGAAAGAUGUAUGAAGAUCCCACGUGUGCAAAUUCAGUCGCUGAGGCGGCAAAUCUUCCCUACCAUUUAAAAUAUUGGGAUGUCGCUUUCUUGUCAUGCGCACUGAAAAACCCUUUGUGGACAGUGCAACAGUUUGUCAUGCCAUUGUCAAUUCUGAAAAAUAAUAAAUAGAAACUCUUAGAUUUUGUUUAGCACGACUUAAAUUUGGGCCAAAUUUUUUGUUGGAUACAGGUAAAUACAUAGAAUAACACAAAUGUAGCAUACAUUGUUAACAAGAUUAAUCUGUAUAUAUGUUCCUGGGGGCCGUCCAUAAAUUACGUAAGGCGAAAGGGAGGGGGGGGGUGAAAGGAUCUAAUGAUUUCGUGCCUAUGUACCUACAUAUAUGUUACACGUGUUAAAGGGGGGAUGGAGGAUCUAAAAAAAUCGUCAUUUUUGCAUUACGUAAUUUAUGGCGACCCCUUAGGCAACUCGUAUUAAUCAUUUCUGCCCGGAUUACAUACAUAUUUAUGACUCUUCUGAAAUCUGUAAUGUCUAGGGUUACAGUGUAUUUAGUAAUGUGGUACUGUAAACUAUUUAGAGUAUAAGUAAUUAAGAUUUUAAAAAUUCGAAAUGUAAUUAUGUAAUAAUUGUCUCCUCGUAUGACACAUUGUGUUAAUUAAAUUCGAAGCAUCUAAAAAACA